Messenger RNA from Ricinus communis (castor bean), 4062 nucleotides. Its product is annotated as disease resistance protein RPM1. Gene Ontology annotation, biological process: defense response to other organism. The transcript has 3 exons. Gene Ontology annotation, molecular function: ADP binding. The coding region runs from base 809 to 3616 and encodes 935 amino acids. The record is from RefSeq and is a predicted model, not a curated record. Lineage: Eukaryota; Viridiplantae; Streptophyta; Magnoliopsida; Malpighiales; Euphorbiaceae.
UGUCAUACUUACAAAACUUUUCUCUACCUAAAUUAUUUAUUUUUUCUGUUUAGCCAGAAUCAAAUUGGGUUCUUAAGUGACAUGGGUUUUUGGGAGGACGACAAUACUUGGUGUUGGCAUCUUAUCUGGAGCUGCUGAGAGCUGAAUCAUUUGAAAAGCUCCCUCACUUAAUUCAUAGUCAUCAAUAAAGAUAUAUGGAAGCUUUCUAAUUCAGGUUUCUUCAUGGUUAGAUUUUUUCUUUUUGGGUACUUUUAUGUCUGAUGUCUCUCUCUUUUCUUUUUUCAGUAUUUGGCUUAAUUUAGUCACACCUAAGUGGUAAUGUUUAUGUUUAUUUCAGAGAACAGAACCACUAUUGAAAAGUUUCUUUUCCAUUUUUCUUUCUUUUUUUUUCCCCUUCAUUUUCUUCCUUCCUCUUCUUUUCAAUUUGUAUACUGCUACUGGACAGAGCAGGUGGAAGCAGGAACAAAAAUUGCAAUUUUUAAGUUCAAUUUGUGAUUAUUAUAAGAACAACUUUGAAGUCAUACUAAUAUAAUUUGGAUAACUAAAAUAUGUAGUUGUUGAAGUCAACAACACAUUUGCAAUUAUUAAAUGCAAAUUGAUAUUUAUUUAAAAAUGAAUUAUUCAACAUGUUCUGCAUUCAGCUCUCUCUUUUGCAUACAUAAUGAUCCAUCUCAAAUACAAAAUAAACCUUAGAUCUCUGCCUGUGUCUUUUAAUCAGACAGACAUGGCAAGAGGCCAUGGAAGUUCUGCUAAAUCAUAUGCUUGCCUGUAAAUGACAAUUUGAAACACCCAUAGUAAGAGCAGAGGAAUGGCAGAAGCUGCAGUGGGUUGGGCAAUUAAUAAGUUGGAUACAUUGUUAACCGGAGAGGUGAAACUGCUCAGAAAUGUCCAUACGGAGCUUCAAGGACUCAGAGAUGAACUUGAGGCAAUUGAAUCAUUCCUGAGAGAUGCAGAUGUGAGGUUUUAUCAAGAGAAUUCGGAUAGCCGUAUUAAAACAUGGGUAAAACAAGUUAGACAGGUUGCUUUUGAAAUAGAAGAUGCCAUUGAUGUAUACAUGCUUCAUCUUGUACGACACCAAGAUCAGCAUGGCUUUUUUCAUAAAAUCAGUCGACUUGUCAGAAAGUUAAAGCCACGUCAUGAGAUAGCCUCAAAGAUUCAAGACCUCAAGAAAUCAGUUUGUGAAAUAAGGGAAAGAAGUGAUAGAUACAAGUUCAAUUUAUCAUCAGAGCAAGGAAGCAGUGACAGGGAUAACACAUGGCAUGACCCUAGAGUUCAUUCCCUUUUCAUUGACGAAGCUGAACUUGUUGGUAUUGAAUCUCCUAAAGCUGAAUUGAUAAGCAAAUUAGUAGAGGGAGCUUCUGAAAAUGUUGUCAUCUCUGUGGUGGGCAUGGGAGGAUUAGGCAAAACCACUCUUGCCAAGAAAGUAUUUGACUCUGAAAGAGUAACUGUAUAUUUUGAUUGCAAGGCGUGGAUCACGGUGACUCAAUCCUACAAGAUGGCAAAGCUACUAAGGAUUAUGAUACGGCAACUACAUCAAGAAAAUGUGCUACCUACAUUUGAAGGAACUGACACGAUGAGCGAGUUGUCGCUGAUUGAGAAAUUGAGAGAAUAUUUAAUAGAGAAAAGGUAUUUGGUGAUCUUUGAUGAUGUUUGGGAUAUUUUUUUAUGGGGGUAUAUAAUGACUGCAUUACCUAAUAAUGGCAAAGGUAAUAGAAUUAUCAUUACAACUCGUAAUGAAGGUGUUGCCCCUUCUCCGAACGAGUCUCCAUUUUAUUAUGUCUUCAAACUUCAACUUCUACCUAAAAGAGAAGCCUAUGAGCUCUUCUGCAAGAAGGUAUUUCAGUCAAAUGGUGGAAAUUGUCCAUCACAGUUGCAAGAGUUAUCUCAUGCCAUUGUAGAAAAGUGUGAAGGUUUGCCCCUUGCCAUCGUGACAAUAGGUGGUGUAUUGGCAACUAAAGAGAAGUUGGUUACAGAGUGGAAAAAAUUCUAUGAUGACCUCACUUCAUCCUUGGCAAGUGAUCAACGUCUCUCAAAUAUCAUAAAAAUCUUAUCACUAAGUUAUCAGGAUCUGCCUUACUAUCUUAAAUCUUGUUUUUUAUAUUUCAACCUAUUUCCAGAGAAUUGCUCCAUUAAUUGUUGGAGAUUAAUUCGAUUGUGGAUAGCUGAUGGCUUAAUAAAAGAAAGACAAGGCAGAAUAGUGGAAGAAGUAGCCGAAGAAUACUUAAUUGAACUUGUUCAUAGAAGGUUGGUUCAAGUAGAAAGGGUUAGUUUUGACAGUAAGGCCAGAGAAUGUAGGGUCCAUGAUUUGAUGCGGGAGAUAAUUCUUUUCCAGUCGAGAGAGUUAAGCUUUCAUCAAGUUUCAAGUAAGGAUUAUCAGAAUUUGAAGGGAAGAAGUCGACACCUUUCAAUCAAUGACAAAGUGAAGAAUAUUUUAGAGAGCAAUUGUAAUUCUCAAACUCAUUCUAUUAUUCUUUUUGAGUCAAAUGAAUUGCCAAAAUCUUUUAUUACUUCAGUCAUAGAUGAUUUCAAGCUUUUAAGAUCAUUGGAUCUUGAAGGAGCUCCUCUAGACUACAUUCCUGAUGAAGUUGGAAAUUUAUGGCAUUUGAAAUAUUUAUGCCUAAAAGAUACCAAUGUAAAAGUGCUACCAAAGUCCAUUGGUAAAUUAUGCAACCUGGAGACUUUAGAUUUGAGACAGUCCCUUGUGUUGGAUCUCCCAAUUGAGAUCAAUAGGCUCCUUAAGUUGCGACACCUUUUAGCCUACUUUUUCAAUUAUGAUAAUGAGUUUUAUAUUAAUUCAUUACGUGCGGUGAAGAUGCAUGGAAAUAUUGGAAGUCUAAAGGCCUUACAAAAGCUGAGUUACAUUGAAGCAGACCAUGGCGUGGACCUAAUUAGACAAAUUGAAAGGUUGACACAGUUGCGAAAGCUAGGGAUCACAAAAUUGAAAAAAGAAAAUGGAUUGGAUUUGUGCUAUGCCUUGGAGAAGAUGUCUUGCCUUCAAACAUUGAAAGUUUCUUCAGGAAGUGUGGAGGAAUUUCUAGACUUGAGAUCAAUAUCAGGUCCUCCUCUGCUUCAAUAUUUGUACCUAAGUGGACCAUUAGUAGAGCUCCCACCUUGGAUUUCGAAACUAUCAUGUUUGGUUAAACUUGUAUUCAAUUGGUCGAGAUUAGGGAAUGAUGCUAUACAGGUCCUACAAGCUUUACCUAAUCUACAAAUGUUAAGAUUUUAUGAGGGAUGCAAUGCAAAGCAACUGCAUUUUACGAAAGGAUGCUUUUCCAAUCUUAAGAUGUUGCAUCUUCUGCACUUGACUCGAUUGAAUAAACUGAUAAUAGAUGAAGGUGGAUUGCCUGUAAUUGAAGAGCUAAGUAUUGGGCCUUGCCCAAAGUUGAAAGAGUUGCCAUCCGGCAUCCAUUAUCUAAGAAAUCUCAAGAGGCUAGAAUUUUAUGACAUACAAAGAGAAUUUGCAAUUGGAAUGCAACCACUUGGAGGUCAUGAAUAUUGGAAAGUGCAGAACAUACCACUCAUCCUUUUCUACUACAAGUUCAAAGGAUACACAUUCAAUCAAUACAAGCUUGGCAAUAUAAACUUGCUUAAGCGCUUGAUGGAAGUCUCGGAAUGAGAUCCUUUUUAGGAAACAAAUGAUUGUUUAUUAUAUAGCUCCAUUGCUUCUGCUGAUGCUUCAUUUGGCUCUACUGUUGUUAUGGCCUUCUAUCUUUUGUGAUGUUUGUAGUUGUUGUUGGAAUUCCGGCGUGCCGAGGAGGGCUGGACUCAGAGACAUCUUCCAUAUCUUCCACAUUUGCAAAAUGGCCUUGAGUUGAUGUUGUAGCCUACAUCACCAACUUAUAAGCCAUUCAAUUCUUGUUCUUCUUUUUUCAUGUGAUAUUCUUGUCUUUCUUUCUUUCUUUAUAUCAUUUCUCUUUUUCAGUUUUUCCAUUCUCCAAGAAUUGUGGACAAGUUUGUUUGUUUGCCCUUCUCAAUUCAUGUUGUUGUUAUACCUACACACACAUAUAUAUGUAUGUCAUUUGUGAUGGCAAGCUGCAAUUCAACCUUAUGCUUUAUUUGUUA